Lizanozyma spartinae is the source of this 780-nucleotide messenger RNA. It is a transcript of the gene UBC6, whose product is annotated as E2 ubiquitin-conjugating protein. The record is from RefSeq and is a predicted model, not a curated record. The transcript has a single exon. Bases 1 to 780 code for a protein of 259 amino acids. NCBI's taxonomy places the organism in Eukaryota, Fungi, Ascomycota, Pichiomycetes, Serinales, Debaryomycetaceae.
AUGGUUUCUACUCCAGCACAGAAAAAAUUGACAAAGGAAUACAGAUCCAUUCAGGCUAGUCCCCCUCAGUAUAUUGUGGCCAAGCCUAGUGACGCCAAUAUUCUUGAGUGGCACUAUGUGAUCACUGGCCCGCCAAAGACACCUUAUGAAGAUGGCCAAUAUCAUGGGAUACUUCGGUUUCCCAAGGAAUACCCCUUUUUGCCACCCAGCAUUAUAAUGAUAACACCACUGGGACGGUUUCAGUGUAAUACAAGACUUUGUUUACUGAUAAGUGAUUACCAUCCCGAUACUUGGAAUCCAACAUGGUCAGUUCUGACUAUUUUAGUUGGACUUUUAAGUUUUAUGACUGGUGAUGAAACUACAAUGGGGUCGAUUACGACUUCUGAUUAUACCAAAAUACAAUUAGCACAAGCUUCAAAAGCAUGGAAUUGUUCAGAAAAUGUGAGGUUCAGACAACAGUUUCCAGAAUUAUAUCAACAAAAUCUUCUGUAUGUGAAACAAAAGAAACUUGAUGAGGAUACUGCAGCAGCUGUGAAAGCAGCAGCAGUAGCCGCAAAGUCGGUAAAGUCUGAUGCAAAUAGUGGUACCAUCAAUUUGGAUGAAUUAGAUCUUGAAGAUAGAAUCCGUAUAUUACUGGAAAAUGAGAUUAAGGGAAGAGAUAAUGGUGGAAUUAAUAAUCGUGAACAAAAUGAUGGAUUACUCAAGCUAGUUCAACGGUUUUCUAUGUUGGGAGUAUUUGUGGCUGUUGUGGCUGCAUUUGCCAAUUAUUUUAGAUCAUAA